Cornus florida is the source of this 3134-nucleotide messenger RNA. RefSeq names its product probable potassium transporter 13. Gene Ontology annotation, cellular component: membrane. NCBI's taxonomy places the organism in Eukaryota, Viridiplantae, Streptophyta, Magnoliopsida, Cornales, Cornaceae. Gene Ontology annotation, molecular function: potassium ion transmembrane transporter activity. The coding region runs from base 532 to 2721 and encodes 729 amino acids. The transcript has 10 exons. Gene Ontology annotation, biological process: potassium ion transmembrane transport. The record is from RefSeq and is a predicted model, not a curated record.
AAAAACCUUUGAAGUUGAACUCUCUCUUCUCCCUCCUUUCUCUCCCUCUCUCCCCUCUGUUUUCAUUUUCCCAAGUUUGUCUCUCUCUCUCUCUCUUACUGCCAUUGAUGACGCUUUCGUAGUUGGGAAGAGAGAGAAAAUUACAGAUUCUGACUGCAGAGAAUCUCUAAUUCGAUUCUUAUAGUAUUCUCUAACGUUAGAGAAAACAGAGAUAUUCACAAAUUAGUCCUCUACUUCACCGGAAAAUCUUUCAUAUCAAGAAAUUUUUGUAAUUUUUCAGAGAAAUCUUGAAUUUUGGACUUGGGUUUUGAGAAAAAUGGAUACGGAUUGCGGUACUAUGAAUCGACUAGUAAGUGCUUCUCUGUUACACGCUAAGAAUCUCUAAUUCGAUUCUUAUAGUAUUCUCUAACGUUAGAGAAAACAGAGAUAUUCACAAAUUGGUCCACUACUUCACCGGAACAUCUUUCAUAUCAAGAAAUUUUUAUAAUUUUUCGGAGAAAUCUUGAAUUUUGGACUUGGGUUUUGAGAAAAAUGGAUACGGAUUACGGUACUAUGAAUCGACUAAAAUUCUUCAAGAACACUUUGUGUCUGGCCUACCAGAGCUUUGGAAUUGUUUAUGGUGACCUGAGUACAUCCACCAUUUAUGUCUACCACAGCACAUUCACUGGAAGCUUGCGCCCUUACAAAGAAGACCACGAAAUUCUUGGGGUACUUUCUCUGGUUUUCUGGACUUUGACUUUGAUUCCUCUAUGCAAAUACAUUAUACUUGUAUUGGCAGCCAACGACAAUGGUGAAGGUGGAACCUUUGCUUUGUAUUCACUUUUGUGCCGGCACUCAAAGGUGGGGCUUUUGAGCUCUUCCCGUGCUGCAAAUGAGUGUGUGUCUUCUUACAAUUCUGGAACUUCUACCAAGGACACUAGAACUAGCUUACUUAUAAAGGACUUCUUUGCAAAGCAUCAGAGUUCCCGCAUUGUGUUGCUGCUAGUUGUUCUGCUUGGGACUAGCAUGGUUAUCGGUGAUGGAAUCUUGACUCCUACAAUGUCUGUCCUUUCUGCAGUCAAUGGAAUUAAAGUUAAGGUUCCAGAAUUGCAUGAAAAUUAUACUGUGUUCAUUGCCUGCGUUAUCUUGGUGGGUCUUUUUGCUCUUCAGCACUAUGGAACAGACAGAGUAGGCUUCCUUUUCGCUCCAAUCGUGAUAGCUUGGCUCGUAUUCAUUAGUGGUGUAGGCAUUUACAACAUAAUACAUUGGAAUCCUCGUGUGGUCUGUGCUUUGUCACCAUAUUAUGUGUACAAUUUUUUCAAGAAAGCUGGAAAAGAUGGAUGGACUUCCCUUGGAGGUGUUGUUCUUUGUGUCACAGGUGCAGAAGCUAUGUUUGCCGAUCUCGGUCAUUUCUCCCCACUUUCUGUCAGGGUUGCAUUUAUAGGAGUUGUUUACCCUUGCUUAGUUUUGGCAUACAUGGGUGAAGCUGCUUAUCUAUCCAAGAACAAAAUGGAUCUCCAAAGUAGUUUCUACAAGGCCAUCCCGGAGAGUGUAUUUUGGCCAGUUUUCAUUAUCGCAACUCUUGCAACUGCAGUGGGGAGUCAGGCAAUUAUUUCAGCCACUUUCUCAAUUAUUAGUCAGUGCAGGGCACUGAGGUGCUUCCCGCGUGUGAAAAUAGUGCACACAUCAAGCCAAAUCCAUGGACAGAUUUAUAUACCUGAGGUGAAUUGGAUUCUGAUGGUAUCGUGUCUUGCUGUUGUGAUUGGAUUUAGGGACACCCAUCUGAUUGGCAAUGCAUACGGCCUUGCUGUGGUUAUGGUGAUGUUUGUUACGACUUGCUUGAUGUUUCUUAUUAUUACUACAGUUUGGAAGCGAAAUGUCCUUGGCGCGACAAUGUUUGUACUAGUUUUUGGAUCUGUGGAGCUGCUUUACUUCUCUGCUUGCCUUGCCAAAGUACACAGAGGAGGCUGGCUUUCCCUUCUCUUAUCUCUGGUAAUAGUGUCCCUGAUGUUGGCCUGGCAAUAUGGGACAUCAAUGAAACAUGCCUUUGAGCUGCAGAACAAGGUACCCUUAGACAAGCUCCUUUGUCUUGGCCCAAGCCUCGGUAUUAAAAGGGUUCCUGGUAUCGGCCUAAUUUACUCCAAUCUGGCCUCUGGUAUCCCGCCAAUGUUCACCCAUUUUGUAACAAACUUCCCUGCCUUCCAUCGGAUCCUCAUCUUUGUAACCCUCGAGUCAUUGAUGGUCCCCAAAGUUCUUGAUGCUGAUCGUUUCGUUGUUGGGAGGAUUGGCCCCCGAGAAUUCUAUCUGUUUUGGUGUAUAGUAAGGUAUGGAUACAAGGAUGUGAGGGACAGCUACAAUUUUGAAACCCAACUGAUUGAAAAAGUAGCAGACUUUUUGCAAAGAGAGUUGCAUGAUAUAGAACUGGAAAUUAUUAUACAACCAUCAGGACUUCUGACUAAUGCGUCGGGAGAGGAGUCUGGUGCUGGCCGAAGAAGAAAAAUGGGGUCACAAAAGUUGGGACUAAGUGAGGAGGCGAAUGAACUCAUGGAGGCAAAGGAAUCUGGUGUGGCUUACAUUACGGGCAAUACUUAUGUUGUGGCUAUUGAGUCGUCGUCUUUCCUGAAGAAGUUUGCCAUUGAUAUCGUCUAUGGUUUUCUCAGACGCAACUGCAGACGACCAGCAAUUGCUCUUGGGAUUCCUCAUACCUCACUGAUUGAAGUUGGAAUAGCUUAUCAUGUCUAAAGUUUUCGCGCGACAAGCAUAUACUGGUGCCAGAGCAUUCAAGAAUAAGAUUGGAGUGUUUUUGGCCUUAACCAAUGUAGGUUAUGCAGCUGUGAAAUGCGAUUACAUUAUACACAAGGGAGGGGAAGGUAUGGCUUUUUUCGGGUGCUUAUGGCAGAUAGAAGGCAAAAAGAAUGUCCUGAGUUUUUUACUUCAAGUACAAGGGGGUGGAUGUUGAAUGAAAGUUGUAGCAGCAUCACUUCUUUGUCUGCCUAACUGGGAGAAGAAUAGAAAUAGGAAAUAUGAAAGAAAAGAAAACAACACUUUUUAUGUAAUAUAUAUAUAUGUCAUAUGUGUAUUAUAUUGUACCCUCUUUAUUUAUACUAAAUACUAGUAUCACAUAAGGGGUAAUUUCCACUUCAAGUUUCUUUUUC